Molecule: messenger RNA, 795 nt
Organism: Hyaloscypha bicolor E
Lineage: Eukaryota; Fungi; Ascomycota; Leotiomycetes; Helotiales; Hyaloscyphaceae
Exons: 2
Coding region: 1-795 (264 amino acids)
Molecular function (GO): protein binding
Source: RefSeq, a predicted model, not a curated record
AUGAAUCCGCCAUCACCCCCCUCAUCUUUCUUCUCGCUCUCUUCGAAUUCCACUGCUGCACCGUCUCAGGCGGAAGCAGCAAAACCAACAACGCCUUUGCACGUACUCAUGAAAUCUGCCGUCAUGGUGAAGAUCUCUGUGGGACCCCAGCAGGAAUCAUGGCUUAUUCACGAGGAUGUCAUCUGUGAACGUGUGCAGUUCUUCAAAAAGGCGUUUAUGGGAGGUUUCAUGGAGGCGGGAAAGAAGGAGAUCUUUCUCGAAGACGAUGACCCACAAGUCUUCGGUCAUUUCCUUGACUGGCUAUAUGGCAAGAGCCUAUACUGCCAGCUGGAUCAUUCAAACCCCUCUGUUGUCACAUUCAACCACAUUGAACAAUGGCUCCGCUUGUACAUCUUCGCCGACAAAAUCUCGCUCGCCGAAUUAGCGAAGGAAGCACUCGAGCGAUAUCAAUUUUGCAGCGAUGGAACUCUGCCUUGCACGAAAGAAGUCCAACUGAUCUACGAGAAUACCCCGGGACACUGCGCUCUUCGUGCUCAUGCCGUUGAAGCUCUCGUCGUCGAGUUUUUCUGUCAAGGACCCGAUGAUGUCGAUUUCCUGGCUGAUGCCAUCGCCUGUCAUAUUGAUUUCACUCGAGACGUUACCAAGGCUAUCAAGGACCACACACGUCUUUCGGUGAAGGAGUGUGAGUUGAGUAGUUGUUCUGCACACAACAAGGCUCCACGGGUGAUUCUACGAGUUGAUGGAGGUCAGAACAUUCGGCGUGCCGGUAAGGGCAGGCUUUGGUCCUACCGUUAA